AUGCAUUUGCAAGAGAAUCGUGACGGAGAAAAUGCUGUUACUCACGAGUCUUUAGGUGAAUCACCUUCAGCAUUAGUUAAAAAGUUUAGAAAUAAUCCAUGGGUGACGAAAUUUAUCAAUGAACUAGCAAUACAAGAAUCUGUUAACCCCAACGUCAUAUCAGCUUUAUUACAAACAAUUUAUUAUGAUGGUGCAAAUUCUCUAGCCAUUCCACACACAUCAUACUCACAACUACCAUUUGUCUCGAAAGACAUCGUUAGGAUAAUUGAGACAUGGCUAACAGAAAAUUUUUCACGGGCUGGCGAUUCAAUUCCAAUAUUAGGGAAUACCUUGGAAGAUAAUGUAGAAAGUAUCAAUCAGAGAUUAAGGGCCGAGCUGGAUUUUUCAGGACUGAAUAAAGUAUUAGUAAAUAUCAGAGCUGGCCAUUCAUUUUUCUCUCAUAUGGAGGGCGACGAAAUCGUUCUUGAUAAAAACCAAAACAAUUAG
Entrophospora sp. SA101 is the source of this 486-nucleotide messenger RNA. The record is from the annotation of a GenBank genome assembly. NCBI's taxonomy places the organism in Eukaryota, Fungi, Glomeromycota, Glomeromycetes, Entrophosporales, Entrophosporaceae.